Molecule: messenger RNA, 6528 nt
Organism: Plutella xylostella (diamondback moth)
Lineage: Eukaryota; Metazoa; Arthropoda; Insecta; Lepidoptera; Plutellidae
Gene: GATAd
Product: GATA zinc finger-domain containing protein GATAd
Biological process (GO): negative regulation of transcription by RNA polymerase II; cell fate commitment; positive regulation of transcription by RNA polymerase II
Cellular component (GO): nucleus
Molecular function (GO): DNA-binding transcription factor activity, RNA polymerase II-specific; RNA polymerase II cis-regulatory region sequence-specific DNA binding; zinc ion binding
Source: RefSeq, a predicted model, not a curated record
UGUUUGUGUGCGUAGCUUUUAGCUUGCUCGUUUGGUUGACAAUCGCGAUGUGAUGUAUUUCUACAUCAUCGCACGCUGAGUUAUAUUUUCAACAAUCUUUAGUUUUGUAUUAGUUACUCGAAUACUUUUUAAAUGUUUUCUUUUAUUGUGAUAACCUUAUUCGUGUUUAAUUUCUAAAUAUGUGUAAUUUGCCGCCGAAGUUCCAUUCAGUGUGUCGCCUUUGUUUAUCAUUCUGUGGCGAUAAUUGCAGUGAUGUUAAACUUCCAAUUUUCGACCGUGAUAAGGAUAAAUCACGACUUUCCGAGAUGAUAAUGUCUUACUUAUCAAUAAUGGUGUCUCCGGCGGACCCGCUGCCGCAGGUGGUGUGCGGGAGCUGUGCUCACAAGCUGGAUGAGUUCCACACAUUCAGAGAGCUCUCACACAAAUCUGAAAGAUUGUUGGAACAGUUUCUACAGUAUGCCAACUCAUUGUCUGGCCCAAAAGAGGAGGUGGUGAAGGUGACGGGCGCCAAGCUGGAGGAGAUGAUCCGUCCGCUGGAGCCGGGCGAGUACGAGGCGCGGUACAGCGAGCGCUCGCCCGACUCCACCGACGAGACCAAGGCCGAGAGCCGCCGCGCCGCCGUCGCGCUGCUGCAGAUCAAGAACUACGACCCCACCAAGUACCAAGUGAAGGAGCAGGACAGCCACAUCGUGUUCAACAGCGUGGGCGCGCUGCCGCCGGCGGAGCGAGCGAGAGAGGUGAUGCACUGCAACGCUGUCAUCGACAUCAUCAGCAAGGCGGUGGCCGUGAAGCGCGAGCAGGAGGAGACGCUGUACAAGCGCGUCAGCGAGAAGUACCCCAACGCGGAGUUCUCGGACGAGCAGUUCCCCUACACCCCGCACACCCCGCUCGCCCCGCACCACCCCGCGCCCACGCCGCCCGACGACGACCGCGCGGAGAAAGAGAUGGACUUAUCCGUCUACAGCGCGGUCAAGAACGAGCCAGCAGACGAGAAAGAGCUAGAACGUGACACGUAUUACAGAAGUAUCGCUCACAAUGAAGCGUCGAAUUACUCGGAAGAGAGCAAAGAGCGCACUCACUCACACAAGAAGAGCAAGGACAAUAACUCAGUGUACGAUGACUGCAGCCUCAGCAGCAGCGAGUCGGACCCCGACAGGCUACAGAUGGAUAUAUCCCAGAUGUCACAGGAUGACCCAGAAGAGACGCAGUCUGCGCGAUCCACGCAGUCGUCGCCUCAACCGAACCACGAAGACAACACCGACAAAGAAUCUCUAUGGCAGGCGUUACAUCGACAGAACAACGGUCGCGGCGGCGAGGCGACUCAACUACUCCGGCGGCUGAUCAACAGCAAGCACCUCGGCAUGACGGUGUCCCCGCUGCGCGCCGCGCCGCCCGCCGCGCCGCACCCGCCCGCCAACGGGAACGUGUCGCCGAACGGUGAUUGGUCGGGGUCGCGCGGCGCCGUGGCGGGCACGGCUCGCAGGAAGCAGAGCUUCCCGGCGCGAGCUCAGCCCGUGCCCGAGGCCGCGCCGCCGCCGCCCUGGCCGCAGAACAACGCCUCCGAGAAUCAAGAGCCAUCGGACUCAACAACAGCUAGCAACGCGUACCGCGGCGGCAACCGCGUCGAACUGUCUUGCAGUAACUGCGGCACCCACACCACGACAAUAUGGCGUCGCGACGCGCGCGGCGAGAUGGUGUGCAACGCGUGCGGGCUGUACUACAAGCUGCACGGGGUGCCGCGGCCCACGGCCAUGCGCCGGGACACCAUACACACCCGGCGCCGCCGCCCCCGACGAGACCCCAGCACUAGGAACAAGCGUCGCGGCAACACAGCUUGCGCGGAGCCGGUAGAGAUAGCACCAGUCCCCGGCGAGGGGACUACCGAGGACGACUACCCACGACGCACGGGCGACGAGUCAGACUACAGGCGGGGGAGGGGCGGGGAGGGCGCGGAGGAGGCCGUGCUGGCGGCGCUGCGCCGGCAGCUGCAGCCGCAUUUACUGGCCGCGCUGCACGCGCACUCUGCGCGACCGCCGCAUGCGCAGGUGGGAAGUACGGCGGACUACGACGAGGCUCCACUGAACCUGGUCGCGAGCCACGUCACGGAGGAGACGCACUGACUGUCCCCCGCGCCCCGCACCGCGCCCCCCGGGGAGGAUGCAAGCAACACGCACCGGCCUCCUUUGACAGUUCCAUAGACAAAAAGCCCGCAAACAAGUACGUGAGAUAAGCGACGUUGUCUUUUGUUUUGUUGUUCGAGAUUCAAACUUUCAUUUUCUGCCAGUUUAUUUUUAAUUCCCCCGUUGGAAGGAUAUACAAACUCCGUAUUUAAUUUCUAUUUCAAUCAGUUUGAUUGAUUUAUGAAUCGUCGUAAUUAAAAUAACAGUUUUAUAUUUUAUAGUGAUAAGUGAGGCCAGUGUUUAUUACCCAGUCCGUUUCGAAAUCAAGUAAAGAAUGAGAUUACAGUUUUAUCGAAUAAAAAUAAAAAUCUACGCACAUAAAUAUAAAAAUAUUUCAUCGUAUUACUGCAGCCUGAAGUUGAAUGAAAGUUGCCUGCUUGCUUUUUCACAUUCAAGUAAUAAUAAAUAACCAUUCUUUAUUGGAGAUCGAAACUGACUGAGGGAAUCAUCAAUGUUUAUUUUUUGGGUAUAUAAAAUGUGACGGGCAUCCGUUAGCAGGAGAUACAGUCGUUGUACGUAGUGCCUAUUGAAACUAAAAGCAAAUAAUAAAAUAAAUAAUCGAUAUACUUAUCUGUGGUAGUAAAGUUAAAUGGAACUUGGGAUAUUAUACUAUUUAGUAAUCUCUUGUAAUUGGCUAAGUUAUUUAAAGUAUGGAUAAUUUAUUCAUGCUGAAAACGAGCGAUGAAUAAAAAGUUUGUAAGAUAAAGUUCUGAAGCUACACAAUCAUACUAAUAGAGUGAUUCAAGAGUGUAGGAAUAGGACGACACUUUAGGGAUAGAGUCUCGUUCUAUUCCUUACUACUUUGAUAACUAUAUUAUUGAAUAUAGGUCGAGUCGGAUAUGAUAUUGUGAAUUAUGACAGAGAAUCGUGAUUCGAUGAAUGGAUGCCAAUUCUAAUUAAGUGAGGUAAAAUCUCAAAGUAGAGUACGCGUAAGGGUAGAGUAACGAGAAUAGAAACCUAUUAAGCCUUGCCUUAUAAUGCUCUCUUGAUAAAAUGAUGAAAUUAUAUUUACGGUUACCUUUUUCAGGAAGCAAGUAUUCAUUUAGGAUUAGGACUUUUUAAAUUGUAUAUUAUUUACUUAGUAUUAACGUCGUCGGUACGGUAGUUGUCUAAUUUAUUUCCCUUGUCGGUCAGUAUUUAAAGUGUAAGUAUUUUCGUUCAAGUAUUCGUAUUUAGUUACUUAAAACUCUACCUGAAGUUAUCAACUACCUGUUGCAAUAAUUCGUCGAUGUUAAGCUUCUAUUUGUUUUGCUCCAAAACACAUUACCAGUUAUAUUUGCCUUCCAAUACACAUAUUUUUACACCUUUACUGUGUAUUGAUCUAUGCCUUUAUAAUAUAAACGUAUAGCAAUAAGAACAUGGCAUUAUUUGAAUAGAUAUUAGUUAACAUAUUUAUAUAAGAAGCAUAUUUUCCAAUGCAUUAAAAAUAGUUUUAUAUAAUCGCAUUUUUGAGAUGAAACAUUCAAUUUAGUUGUUGAAUAACAUAACCAAAUCACUGUGGCAUUAUGUAUUUUGGUUUUUUAUAAUUUAUAUAGUACACCUCAGAAUGGUCAGUUUUUAUGUAUUAUUAAAGCAAAAAGCAUUUACUUGUAUCGUUGUCCUGUACUUGGCUGUUUGUUGUUGCUUCCAUCCGAAUUUUUGUUUAGUUUCGCCGUCCUUACUUAACGUUAGUUUUAGUUUAUUAGUGUCGAACCCGACGGGCCAGUAAAGCAAGUCUCUGAGACAUUGUGAUAGUAUUUAUGUAGACAAUGCUCACCUUCCAUACACUUGGCAAUUAUUAUGUAUUUAGUUAUAUGCCCUACAACAAAAUAACAAAUCGUGUUGAUAUUUCGUAAGCUUACCAUAUUUAAAAGCUUUAAAAUUUGAGAUUAUUUAUUUAUUGGGAUCAUUAAUGUAUAUAUUUUUAAGACAACCCUGUGUUUUUGUUUUUCUUUGUAAUAAAGGAGCAGUACCCGUGACAAAAUGAUCAUCUCAUGUGGUAACGUGUGAUUCUCAGAAUAUGCUCUCCAUGUCUUUGCUCUCUAUUGAUAAUUUAUUAUGUAUUGUGAUUUAUACACGAAUUCCCUUUCUCCUCUGAAAUUGUAAUCUCAUUAGCUGUACCUAUAUGUAUUAUUUAAUUAUUACUUCCGGUUUUGGAGGGCUGAGUCCGCCAGCUAAGUUAUCUCUAGCGACAUUAUUAAAAUGGUCGACUUUUGUGAAACCGGGGGCUUGUAUCAUCGAUUGAUACGUAUUGUAAUUAUUUUGCCAACCUUUUUGGUUGAUAUCAGUUUAUUAUGUGUGUCUACGUAAUGUCCAUUGCACUAUUCACUAAUAUUGUCAGUGGGAAUAGUGAUACAGUAUUAUUUUUAAAUUAUAACAGUGUAAAUUUGUGUUAGGGAUACUACUUUAAUUAUAUGUUUGUAGUUUUUAUCUAGUUGACUAUCGAAUUUAAUUUCUUAAUUUCCUAAACCAUGGUAUUUAAUGCAGAGGUUAAUUGAAUUUUCGUUUCUUACCAACUACUUAUAGAUAUCAGUAUGAUUUAUUAAAACAAUUUUGAUUAUAAAUAUUAAAAAUUGUGACCUUGUACUUCUGUCGUGGCAAUAUGUAUGCUAUUUGAUCUUCCACAUUGUUUAUUUAUUAUUACUUUAGGUUAAAUCUAAUUAACUUUUGUAUUAGAGUUGAUGAACAAUUAUUGAUAUUAAGUUACUAACAAACCGGUUGUGUUGUGUGUGCUUACGCCCUAACAAGCAUGUGUUUGUGAUUAUAUUGUAAUGGUAUGUAUCGGGCACCUAGAUUCAGCGCCAGUCGAAGGCGCGGCCGAACCUCGAUGGGAACGUGGCGGCCGGCUGGUCCUGAAUCCCGUAGCCCCGCGCAGCUAAUUGUGUUAAAUGUUUAUAAUUUAUGCUGAAAUAUUGGCAUUAACGUUAUGAAAUUUCAUUCCGCUUUCACCGCACUACUGAAUGAAUACUAAGACUGAUGAUUGUUCAGCUAUUUUGAAGUCUUUUCCUACAAUACAAAGCUCUCAAUAUUUAUCUGUAUAGUAAUCGAGAUAUAACAAAAGUAUUUAAUUAAAAUGUGAUAUUUGUUUGAGAAUGUAAAUGUGUGUUUUUUCAGAAAGCAAUAAUGAUGUGAUAAGUGGCGACGGGCCUUGUACUGUGCGCCUCAAGAGAUUUAUUCUGUAAUAAUGCAAAAUAUUGUGGUCAAUUUUCAAGUAAGUAGAUUCACUAUUAGUACGGCCAAACUUUUAAAAUCGUAUUAAUAGUCUGCAAAAUUCAAGAUGAGCCAGGACAAUAUUAGUAUAAUUAAUUAGUACCUACCUUUAUAAAAUAAGUAUUUACUUACAGCAAAAAAAUAUGUUUCGUACUUGAAAAUAGCUAAUUACAUACGUGAACACGACCUAUACUAUAAUUUACUAAAUCCAAUAUCUUUCAUGAUGUUGAAAUAUUUCUUGUAAUGAUACUAAUUAUUGCAACCUUUGGAAACGCGAAUAUUGUUAACGUAUACAGGUAGUAUUGUCCUGUCGAUCAUCUUGAUCUAGUUCAUAGUAACGAAAGCAAUAAUAAUUGUAACUUAUAGAUUCUAAAAUAGCUUACUGAAAUAAGCAAGGUCGCUUCGGAUUAGAUUGCAGAUUUAUUAUCUGCUCUCCUAGGAAUAACCGAUACUAAUUCAUAAAAAAUUAAGAGUUUUGAAAUAAUAAAAAUGAUUUACACAUAGCUAUAGCAUAGCAUACCUAUAAUAUGUAUUAUUUUGUUAAUUAACUAUGUCUAUAAAAUGACGGUUACCUACAAAUUACUGCACUUAUUGGUAUUUUAAUCUAAAAUAUGCUUGAAAGUCAGCAGUCUAAUUUAAAUUAAUCCUAAAUUACAAGUAACAUAAAACAAAAAAACUUUCAACAUUAUUGCAUUAGUGUGGUUGUGAAAUAUCAAGAGUUCUUGGUGAUAUUCCGAUAAUGUUAGGCCACACGCCUCGAAUUUAAAAACUUUACUAUUCCUAAAGUACAUUUAUUCCUUAUAAGGAUAAAAUUGCUCUAUCUUUGUAAUUUCAGCGCUAUAUCUUGGUGUUCUAUUGUAAAAAAAAGCUCAGAUUGUAUGUACCUAGGUUUAUUUUCAGUAUACAGACUUACCAUUCGGACCACUGUUACCUUAUUGUUAUUUCAAUAGUUAGAAGUUUCAGCAUAAAUUAUCUGUUAAUUGAGAAUGUGAACAUGUGGCUGGAAUACUCAUUGAAAAAAAUACAUUAAUUAUUGUUGUAUAGAUGAUAAUAAUGUGACUUACGCAGGGAUGGAUACUUAAAUUAUUAAAAUUUUAACUGAUAUAUUGGCUAUGUAGUGAGUAGAAUAUUUUUUUACAAAUAAAUUAUAGCAGCUAAA